AUGCCCGAGGUGACCAGAAAAACGUCAACAAACAUGGACAGCGAUGAGCCCAGCGAUCAUCCAAACGGCUUCGUAACCUAUCGCGAGAUCGAUGGCCAGCGUGCAAACGUGCGCGUCUAUAAUGACGGACGCGUAUCAGGAACAUUCCCUGAUGGAAGCCGAGCAACAUCUCGCACUGGACUUCGAGGAGCUUCACACUCUGCCAUGUUCAGUGGUGGCAGAAAGGAGGCACAGCGCGAGACUUCAACGAGAAGGGGAUCUCGGAUGCAAAAUAGAAAGCAUCACUCUUAUGCACGACCAACUCUCGGCAGUGUUCCCGAAGACUCUGAACCAAAAGACCCGUCUGCUUCUGCUAAUUCCUUUUCAUCACAGGUAGAAAGUCAUGAUGGCGGUGCUGACGGUGCUGGCGGGCCCACGUCGGCACCAACUAUGACCAGUUCACAAGAAGCAGAGUCCGAAGAAGCCAGGGGACGGAGACUCAAGGCCCAUCAGGGGCUAAGAGAUAAUUCAAAGAGCCCUGGGUUUGAACGACGUAGAAAACAUGUCCCUAACGAGAUAGCCAAGAUCCACUACAAAGAGGCGCAGUUCAACAAGCAACAGGAAAAGGAAAGGAGACACUAA
Messenger RNA from Penicillium nucicola, 621 nucleotides. RefSeq lists its product as uncharacterized. The coding region runs from base 1 to 621 and encodes 206 amino acids. NCBI's taxonomy places the organism in Eukaryota, Fungi, Ascomycota, Eurotiomycetes, Eurotiales, Aspergillaceae. The record is from RefSeq and is a predicted model, not a curated record. The transcript has a single exon.